Messenger RNA from Perkinsus marinus ATCC 50983, 875 nucleotides. Its product is annotated as serine/threonine protein phosphatase, putative. The transcript has 9 exons. Lineage: Eukaryota; Perkinsozoa; Perkinsida; Perkinsidae. Gene Ontology annotation, molecular function: protein serine/threonine phosphatase activity; protein binding. The record is from RefSeq and is a predicted model, not a curated record. Gene Ontology annotation, cellular component: cytosol; nucleus. The annotation marks the transcript as partial.
GCCAUUAGUCUCAAGCCGUCGUAUGGUAAGGCUUACUAUCGGAGGGGGUGCGCACGGAUGGAGCUGUUCAAGUAUGCAGAAGCUUCCAAAGAUUUCGAGCGAGUCGUUCGCUUGAGCCCAAAGGAUCUGGACGCCCGUGCUAAAUAUAAGGCUUGCAAGAAACAAAUCCAGGCAGCAAAGUUUGCCAAAGCGAUCGCUACUGAGCAUACUGUCCGUGCUAGUGAGACGGCCAAUGUGGAUGCCAUUGACGUCCCGGUAUCGUACGAGGGGCCUCGGAUGGAGGAUGGGAAGGUUGAUCAGAUAUUCAUCGAUGCUCUCACGGAGUUUCUCAAGGAUGAAAAGACCUUGGCCAAGAAGUUUGCGUAUGAGAUAGUGCUUGCUGCUAUCGCGUACUUUAGGAAACAACCAACGCUGUGCAACAUUGACGUUCCUGUUGGUAAACACUUCACUGUUUGCGGGGAUAUUCAUGGGCAGUUCUACGACCUAUUAAAUAUCUUCAAGCUCAAUGGCACUCCAAGCCUGGAAAACCCUUAUCUUUUCAACGGCGACUUUGUGGAUCGGGGGAGCUUCUCUCUGGAAUGCAUUCUGCUGUUGUUGUCUUAUAAAUUGGCAUAUCCAGAGUCUCUGUUCUUGGCUCGAGGGAAUCACGAGUCCAGGAAUAUGAAUCAACUCUAUGGCUUCAAGGGCGAGGUUGAAGCCAAGUACGACGAAACACUAUACAAUCUAUUCUGCGAAGCGUUCUGUCUUUUGCCUCUGGCACAUGUCAUCAACGAUACUGUAUUUGUCACGCAUGGAGGUCUUUUCAGCAAAGAUGGCGUCACCCUCAAUGACAUACGUGCGAUCGACCGUGAUCAGGAACCCCCGGAUAGUGGACU